Molecule: messenger RNA, 2573 nt
Organism: Bactrocera tryoni
Lineage: Eukaryota; Metazoa; Arthropoda; Insecta; Diptera; Tephritidae
Product: transcription factor grauzone
Exons: 5
Coding region: 148-2385 (745 amino acids)
Biological process (GO): regulation of transcription by RNA polymerase II
Cellular component (GO): nucleus
Molecular function (GO): DNA-binding transcription factor activity, RNA polymerase II-specific; zinc ion binding; RNA polymerase II transcription regulatory region sequence-specific DNA binding
Source: RefSeq, a predicted model, not a curated record
UUUUGUUGCAGUUUUGUGUAUUUUCAGAAGUUGCUGAUUUUAGUUGUGUUUUUGUGUCAUAUUUAUGCUUUAGAAAGAUAUUUAAAGCAAAUGUACGACAAAUAAUUGCGUUUAAUUUAAAAAAUAUAAUAUUUUAACAUUUGUGCAAUGGCGUGUUUGCUUUGCAUGGAAGUUGCCACAACACCGGCACAACGUUUCAUUGAUAUUUUCUCUGAAGAAGGUUGCCAAAUGACAGUCUGCAGCAUUAUAGCCAAGCAUUUGUGGUUGAAACCUGAACGGGAUAUAUGUACGGGUCAACGCAUCUGUUGGACAUGUUGGGAGGCUUUACGGGACUUUCAUAUAUUUUAUCAACGUGUAGCCGAGGUACAUAAUCGUGCAGAUUGGAAGACUCCAUUUGCUCAUAUUGAGCAGGAGCAGGAAAACGAUCCAUUGCCACAAGAAAUUCAUCUUAAAUCGGAAGACGCGGUGGAUACCGAGGAAAAGUUACAAAACUCUAUAAAUGUGGAAGAGAACAUAUUCGACUCAGAAGUAAAAUUGGAAGUGUACGAUUUGGAUUUAUUACCACAAAUCGAAAUCAUCGAAGAGAGCACACCCAUAAGUGAAAGGGCACAACGCGCAAAGCGUCGUGGCCGUCCUCCAAAAGAUGCAAAUGCCAAAAUAUCAGCAACUACUAAACGUGUAAAGCAAGAAACACCUCAACCGUGUGCUGAAAAUAAUGAUGAUGAUGAUUCAGAAACCGAAUUGCCUUUAUCUGUCUUACUAAGUACUAGUAUCAAGACUGAUACCAAGGAAGAUGCUAAAUCUUCUAUUGAUACAUUACCACAAGACGAAAAAUCAAGUGAAAAAGAAGUUACAACUACCGCAACUGCGGAACCGGAGAAACGAAGACGUGGUAGACCUAGAAAAGUACGAAAUGAUGAAGAAAAACCUAAUAAUAAAGAUGACACGAAAGGUGACAUAAAAAAUGAGUGUAGUAUUAUGAAUAGCGACGACGAAUUUGUAGACAAUGAUCACGACUUUGCCCCUGCCGGCGGCGUAUCAGGAACAGAUGAUAGCGUUGACUCCAGCAGCGAACAUACAGAUUCUGAUCACAGUUUACCCGACUUCGAACCUAAGCCACAAUAUGCUGUCAUACCGAAAAGAAAGAUUGUUAAGCCGAAAAAGUAUCGUAAACGCGAAAAACCACUUGUGCCUCCUAAACGUAUGUCACGUGAGGAGAUCGAGGCGAAGCGUGCACAACAAGAUGAAUACGAUAGAGUAAUACGUCAAUUUUUCGGACGUUUUGCUUGUCCUAAAUGUGAAUUGCUGGUACAAAAUUUUGCCGAAAUACGUGGGCAUUUUCGUGCUUCGCAUAAUGAGGAUCCGGGUUAUAUGAUGUGUUGCGGUCGCAAAUUUCCACAGAGAAAAGCUUUGGCCGAGCAUAUUUAUUUACAUUGGAAUCCAGAACACUUUAAAUGCACCACAUGCGGUAGGCUAUUCACCGACAGUCGUAAUCUCGAGCAACAUGAAGAGGCGCAUGUUAAUCCACCCGAACCGAAGGAGCGCAAAAUGUUCCAGUGUGACAAAUGUCCGAAAGUUUUCACAACAAAGGCGGCUUUUGAACAUCACUCCUUUUCCAAGCACGUGCCCAAGUCAGAAUUCAAAUUCGCAUGCACGCAGUGCAAUAAAAAAUUACCAACACAACGUAAGCUCAAGGAUCACAUUAAAUAUAAUCACGAUCCGGAAAGCACAAUUAUUUGUGACAAAUGCGGCAAACAGGUGCGCACGCAGUACCUUAAAAAACACCAUCAACUGGAGCAUUCCGAAGUGCCACGGCCUGUGCCCCAGCCAAUGCAGUGUCAGAUAUGUGGCACUUGGUUGCGACACAUGUCUGGCCUUAAACAGCAUAUGAAAUCGAUACAUGAAGAUCCGGGUGGUGAACAUCGCUGCCAGAUUUGUAAUAAAGUCUCGACAACAUCACGCGCACUCAGGCGUCAUAUUUACCUCAAUCAUGAAUGUGAGCGCAAAUUCAAAUGUACAAUGUGCGAGAAGGCAUUCAAGCGACCACAAGAUCUUAGGGAGCAUACCUCAACACAUACUGGUGAAGUGUUAUACACCUGUCCUAAUUGUCCAAUGACUUUCUUCUCGAAUGCUAAUAUGUAUAAACAUCGACAGCGUUUGCAUCGUGCUGAAUGGGAGGCGGAUAGGAAAAAGCCCAGGCAUAUAGCGAAUAUUAUGGCGCAGGCUAUGGGUGCGACAGCCGCUUUGAAAGCAAAACAAGCUGUAGGUGCGGCAACGGCUUUUUUCGCACAAAAGAUGAACACGAGUGUUAGUACGAUUAGUACAGAAAGUGUCAAUGCCAAUCCGGAGGCCGUGCAACAACAUUUAGAAAUGACUAUACAAUAAGAUUCACUGAGAUUAAAGAGAAUAAUAUAUAUACAUAUAUAUAUAUCAUAAACACAGUUAUUUAUUAAGUUAAAUAUAAGUCGCUCAAAAUAACUAUAAUAGUAUUUCCAACAGUUAUAAAAAAACUGUAUAAGUAUGUAUAUGCAUACAAAUAAAGGGCAUGCUUAAAAGAGUUUUACAUAAUUGAA